AAAAAUUAGUGAAUAUGUGCGAAUGUAUGAAAAUAUAUAAGCAUUGCAUUUUACGACAUUAAAUCAAAGGCAGAAAUAAAUGUGCUUUGUUUAUAUGUUGCAAUAUCGGUAGCCGUGAAGCUCGCGCGAAGUUAGUGCAAAUAUUUUGAAUAUAUAUUUCUUAAAGCGCGGAAAUUCAAAAUUGAGUAAACUGCAUUUCCUACAGACGAAAACACGAUAAGCAAUAAUUAUAGUGCAUGAAAUUUUGAAUAAUGAAAGCAAAUUAUUGAAACUGCGUGCAUUAAAACACAUUAGCCAAAUUCGUUUAUAGCUACAAAGUCAGUAGGCAGAAUUUCAAAAUAGGAAGUAGUCAAGAAACUAAGUGAGAAAAUAAAUAAAUGCCUAUAAAUAACUUUUUUUCACAACCAAAUAAAAAAACUAAGCCAGUGGGAAAGUGGUGAAGAAAAGUAAGAAACGUAACAGCUCAACAAGUGCAAGAAACCGCAAACAGUCGCCCACCUUAUGCACGCUGCACUACCGCGUGUAUGUCUCGUCGUUUGCGUGCCGCGCAUGUGCAGUGCUUUGUUCAGUUAUUUUUGCCUCUUAGAAAUACAUAUUUCUGCAACAAAAAGUUUUAACCGUACACCGUGCCAAUUUUUUACUAUUUACGCGCGUUUUGUUUUCUGUAUUUUAUUAAGCAACAUCUCUACACUUUUGGGUGCGUUAAGUGUGUUUUUCUUUGAAUUACUGUGAGUAAUGGCGAGAAAACAUAAUAACAACACAACGAUAGAGAUGCUGAAAAGUGAAAUUUUCAGUCUAUGGCAGCUAGCAUUUGCCUCUUUCCUUGCCUUGCAGCUGCUCGUCGGCACCGCUGAAGCCUUUACUAUACUCUCGCCAUUCAGUUACACAUCUUUGAGCUUUAAGAAUCUGUUAAAUUCAGUGUUUUUAGCCAGUAAUGCGAAUUUGGCGGGUGGUGGGCGAAACCUAAAAUCAGAUAUACUUGAGGAUGCGUCAUUGAUAACGCCGAAAUUGAUACGCAAGUACGGUUACCCAUCGGAGACACAUACAGUGGUCACAAAAGAUGGCUAUAUUCUGGAGAUGCAUCGCAUACCAAAACGUGGCGCCCAGCCAGUGCUUCUGAUGCAUGGCAUAUUGGACACAUCGGCCACAUGGGUGCUGAUGGGACCAAAAUCGGGGUUGGGUUACAUGCUAUCGGAUCUCGGUUACGACAUAUGGAUGGGCAAUGCGCGUGGCAAUCGAUAUUCGAAGAAUCACACGAGCCUUAAUAGCGAUUACCAGGAAUUCUGGGAUUUCACUUUUCACGAAAUGGGCAAAUAUGAUUUACCGGCAAACAUUGAUUAUAUCCUCAGCAAAACAGGUUACGAACAGCUGCACUACAUAGGACACUCGCAGGGCACUGCAGUCUUUUGGGUUCUGUGUUCCGAGCAGCCUUCCUAUACACAAAAAAUACUAUCGAUGCACGCUCUAGCUCCCAUAGCGUUCAUUUCUGAUAUGAAGAGUCCACUUUUUCGAACAUUGGUUGUGUUUUUAGAUUUUUUAACGGCGGCGACACGCAUGCUACGCAUUACUGAAUUUAUGCCCAAUACAAAAUUGUUCGUAGAUCACACCCAAGUGGUUUGCCACGACAACGCAAUGACGCAGGACGUCUGUUCAAAUAUCUUGUUCCUGGUGGCCGGCUACAAUUCGGAGCAAUUGAAUAAGACAAUGCUACCAGUCAUGUUGAGUCAUACACCUUCAGGGGCAUCAAUUAAACAACUCGAACACUUCGGGCAGUUAAUGAAAUCGGGGAAUUUUCGCCAAUUCGAUCGUGGCUUUUUGCGCAAUCAACUCCAAUACAAUCGUAUGACACCGCCCGAUUAUGAUCUGUCCAAGGUGAAGGUGCCGGUGGCACUUUACUAUUCGAUGAACGAUAUGUUGGUAUCGACGACGGGUGUCGAUCGUUUGGCACGCGAGUUGCCCGAUGUGAUUGACAAAUACUUGGUGCCCAUGGAGAAGUUCAAUCAUUUGGACUUUUUAUGGGCGAUCGAUGUCAAGUCAUUAGUGUACAAUCGCCUCGUAAGGAAUAUUAGACGCGUGGAGAAUUACAAGCAAAAGCAAACGCUACAAAUUAAUGCGAGCAUACAUCAGUUUAGUACACAUCUACACCAACAACAUUUACAAGUAUUACAUCAACGACAAUAUCGGCAACAGCAGAAACAAUUGCGAGAACAGCAAGAAUUGGAAAAUCAACAACUAAAAAAAAGCGGAAACACACGCUCCGGCACAAAUCGAAAUUUCCAUACAAUUUCGAAUACGAACCUAAAUUUGAACACAAUUGGCAGCGCAGGUCAGCCUAUAAAUGGACACUUACUUCCACAUGGAGGGAUCGUAUAUUCGACUUAUGCUUCAAUUUUGCCGAAACUCUUGCCGGCAACAGCUACAGCGCCGUCUAUAAAACCAACACUGCCAAUACCGACAACGCUGUCAAUCGUCAACACGAACUCGAAUCAAGAUUUAUCUGUGAUACACACGGAUAUACAUCCAGUUUAUAAGCCAAGUGUGAAUGAGCAGAAAACUAUGGAUAAAGAAAGUCUUUCAAAUUCUAAUAUACCGUUAGAUUUCAUGCCAGUUUUGUUCUCGAAUACAGAGUCCAAUAUGGAGGACAUGAGCACGAAUGCGCCACCAUCCGACUUCUCGGAAACGACGGAAAAAGUUGUAGAAGGGAGUGCGUGAAACACACUACAAUUGUAGUUAGUUUUUAUUCAAAUCUAGUUAACUAAUAAUGUUUUUUACGUAAUUUUUAAAAUUUCGCUGGAUGAUUCACAGAGGAAACAGUCUUAUUUUGGUUCAUCCUUAUUUG
Molecule: messenger RNA, 2839 nt
Organism: Bactrocera tryoni
Lineage: Eukaryota; Metazoa; Arthropoda; Insecta; Diptera; Tephritidae
Product: lipase 3
Exons: 6
Coding region: 736-2712 (658 amino acids)
Biological process (GO): lipid metabolic process
Source: RefSeq, a predicted model, not a curated record